Molecule: messenger RNA, 384 nt
Organism: Conger conger (European conger)
Lineage: Eukaryota; Metazoa; Chordata; Actinopteri; Anguilliformes; Congridae
Product: CD209 antigen-like protein A
Exons: 3
Coding region: 1-384 (127 amino acids)
Source: RefSeq, a predicted model, not a curated record
AUGGCAACAUCUACAGUGUCCAAAGAUUCAGAGGGUAUAUACACUGAACUGGCCUCCACACAACAAGAUGUAUACAGCACUCUGGGCCACACAGCACUCAACAGCUCAAGAGCUCAGCACACAGAGAGACUGUGCAAGCCCUGUCCAGAGGGCUGGGAGCAGUUCUCUUCCAAGUGUUACUACUUCUCCACUGAGAGGAAGAGCUGGAAGGACAGUCGCAUUCACUGCAUUAAAUGGGCAGCUGACCUGGUGAUUAUAGAGAGUGACGAGGAGCAGGAGUUCAUCAACAAAUACAUACAAGAUUAUUACUGGAUUGGACUGAGUGACUCAGAAACAGAGGGCACCUGGCUUUGGGUGGAUGGAACCCCCCUGCAGAAAAAGUAA